UGCCUGUGUCUCCGCCCCUCCUUAUAAGCCGGUGAAGGUGAAGGUGAGCGCCCCAGUGUGUGCUGCCCAGGUGAUUGGAUAGCGUGGUCGCUAUGGCUGCCUCUUCUUCCAUCUUCGCGUCCGUUCCUCAGGCUCCCCCGGUGCUCGUGUUUAAGCUUACAGCGGACUUUCGUGCUGACUGUGACCCUCGCAAGGUCAACCUGGGAGUGGGAGCUUAUCGGACCGAUGACUCCCAGCCCUGGGUCCUGCCAGUGGUCAAGAAGGUGGAACAGAAGAUAGCCAGCGACAACACAUUAAAUCACGAGUACCUGCCGAUCCUCGGGCUGCCAGAGUUCCGUGCCAGCUCCUCAAGGAUUGCCCUGGGUGAUGACAGUCCAGCCUUUAAGGAGGAUCGGGUGGGCGGUGUCCAGUCUCUGGGUGGUACCGGCGCACUACGCAUUGGAGCAGAGUUUUUAAGGCGCUGGUACAAUGGAAACAAUAAUACCGCAACCCCCAUCUACAUUUCAGCUCCUUCCUGGGAGAACCACAACGCCGUAUUUCUUGAUGCCGGCUUUAAAGAUAUCCGAAGUUACCGUUACUGGGAUGCUGCUAACCGAGGGCUUGACCUCAAGGGACUCCUGGAAGAUUUAGAGAAUGCUCCGGAGCACUCCAUCUUUGUUCUGCACGCCUGCGCACACAAUCCCACUGGAACAGACCCCAAACAAGAUGAGUGGAAGCAGAUUGCUGAUGUCAUGAAGAGACGCUUCCUCUUCCCAUUCUUCGACUCGGCCUAUCAAGGAUUUGCCUCUGGAAACCUGGACAAGGAUGCCUGGGCUGUGCGAUACUUUGUGGCUCAGGGCUUUGAGCUGUUCUGCGCUCAGUCUUUCUCUAAGAACUUUGGUUUAUACAAUGAGAGAGUUGGUAACUUGACCGUUGUGGGUAAAGACAGUGAUAAUGUUGCCCGUGUCCUCUCUCAGAUGGAAAAGAUUGUGCGUACAACCUGGUCAAAUCCUCCGUCACAAGGCGCUCGCAUUGUUGCCAUCACUCUGACCACCCCUGAACUUUUUGAUGAAUGGAGAGACAAUGUGAAGACUAUGGCCGAUCGGGUCCUGUCAAUGCGAGCAGAACUAAAAUCCAGAUUGGAGGCUCUUAAUACACCUGGAACGUGGAAACAUAUUGUGGAGCAGAUAGGAAUGUUCAGCUUUACUGGCCUCAAUCCAAAGCAAGUUGAAUACCUCAUAAAAGAAAAGCAUAUUUAUCUGAUGGCAAGUGGACGCAUCAACAUGUGUGGGCUGACGACGAAGAACCUGGACUACGUGGCCCAGUCCAUCUAUGAAGCGGUCACCAAGAUCCAGUAAUCUGAGGCCCAGAACUGCUGUAACCGGUGUCAUUAGAAUUGUGUUUGUGGUUUUUUCUGUAUUUUUUUUUUUUUUUUUUUCAUGGCUUUAAAUUGAACAAAAUAACACAGGGAGAAAUAGGUUACAUACGACACAAUAUCCUGUCUGAUCCUAGGGAAAAGUGAGAAAAAUCAUAUACUUGAGUCUUGCGUUCAAACAAAAAAAGCACUUGGGUAGAACUUCUCAUUGGCAUCUCCUCCUAAAGGUUUGGCAGCUAACUGGUGAAGUGCAUGCUAGGAGAUUUAGUAAAUCAUAACUGCCACUAUGUGAAUUCUUAUCAGUAAAAAUUGAGCUUUACUGUAAAGGGGUUGUCCAGGCAUUCUCUCUGACAUCGGGGUGUGGUGAGGCACAAGGAUCAUGCACAGAUCCCAUUAUUUGGGACCCAUACAUGAAUGUCUGGACCUUGUUACAUCUCAGUAUGGCUGGGCGACCCCUUCAAGGUUUUCUGUUAUCCCAGGGCUUCCCAUACGACCACUACAACAAUGGGCUUAAAGCGGGUUUUUCCAGGAUGUUAUUUAUAACCCACUUGGGGUAGAAAAGAACUUGCUGUUACUUAUCCUGAUUGCUGUCAUUCCUGCUGCCCUCAACGUCUUGGUUCGAUGUGCUAGAAAUGCCAGGAAAGGACCAUAUAGCAAAUCACUGACUGAGGUGGGUAACGACUAUGGCCAGUGAUUGGCUUAGCUGGUGGCCAGAAGUCAGCAGUGGCCACAGCAGUGUUUGGAUGGCAGCAGUAGGGGAUUUGAGGGGGAGUAUAGCCUUUUUCCUUCUUGAAGACCUCCUAUGGUUAUACAGACGGGCGCACAGCAGCACCAUGGCCGUUUUUUUUAACCACAUUUUGGUGCCUUGCGUCUGUGUCGCGGUACUGGGAAAGUGCAGGUCUUGACUAUAGUAACCAAUCAGGCCAGUUAAAAAUAUACAUUUAUUUUAUGAACAGUUGGGCUGUUGUAUAUGGCUUCUCUCACAUGCAGUAAGGAUACAAUAAGCCAUGAUAACCUUACCGAAAGCCUGUCCAAAGAACUGUGACCUCACAUCCGCCCUCCUUACACAUUGGUGCAAUAUGUGAUUGUUGUAGUGAGCAAAUAGCUAUCGUACCUUUCCCCAACCAAACCUCCUUAUCCUCGAUCCUCUUGUAGACGAAUUACGUGACUUUGUGCAUUGCUUGACCACAGCCUUACACGGCCUGGAACAUUGUACAACACCAAAAAUCUGCUUAAAAAUGAAAACUGCGAAAUGGUGUCAUAACUGAUGCAAUAAAUCCCAUUCUGUGGUGG
Messenger RNA from Bufo bufo (common toad), 2647 nucleotides. It is a transcript of the gene GOT1, whose product is annotated as glutamic-oxaloacetic transaminase 1. Gene Ontology annotation, biological process: L-aspartate biosynthetic process. Gene Ontology annotation, molecular function: pyridoxal phosphate binding; L-aspartate:2-oxoglutarate transaminase activity. The transcript has 9 exons. The record is from RefSeq and is a predicted model, not a curated record. The coding region runs from base 93 to 1337 and encodes 414 amino acids. Lineage: Eukaryota; Metazoa; Chordata; Amphibia; Anura; Bufonidae. Gene Ontology annotation, cellular component: cytosol.